Enhydra lutris kenyoni (northern sea otter) is the source of this 1927-nucleotide messenger RNA. RefSeq names its product cytohesin 1 interacting protein (gene CYTIP). Gene Ontology annotation, cellular component: cell cortex. NCBI's taxonomy places the organism in Eukaryota, Metazoa, Chordata, Mammalia, Carnivora, Mustelidae. Gene Ontology annotation, biological process: regulation of cell adhesion. Bases 50 to 1120 code for a protein of 356 amino acids. The transcript is spliced from 8 exons. Gene Ontology annotation, molecular function: protein binding. The record is from RefSeq and is a predicted model, not a curated record.
CCUGCGAGGCCACUCAACCAUGUGCGAGCUGGAGUAAUCUUUAUUCACAAUGUCUUUACAAAGGCUCAUGCAACAGGGCAGCAAUGGCAAUUUGGCGGACUACUGUGCUGGUCCAGUAUUUAGCUCUUACCCCCAGCUCAAGGGCAGCUUGCGAAUGGAUGAUAAUAGACGGAUUCAAAUGCUGGCAGACACUGUGGCUACUUUGCCUCGGGGAAGAAAGCAGCUUGCUUUGACAAGAUCAAGUUCUUUAGGUGACUUUUCCUGGUCUCAAAGAAAGCUCAUUACUGUGGAAAAACAAGAUAAUGGAACAUUUGGAUUUGAAAUUCAGACUUACAGGCUCCAGAACCAGAACUCGUGCUCCUCAGAGAUGUGCACUCUGAUUUGCAAAAUCCAGGAGGACAGCCCGGCACACUAUGCAGGCCUGCAGACUGGUGAUGUCCUUGCAAAUAUCAAUGGCAUGAACACAGAAGGCUUUACCCACAAACAAGUUGUUGACCUGAUCAGAUCUUCGGGAAACCUGCUAACGAUAGAGACUCUUAAUGGAACAACGAUUCUCAAAAGAGCAGAGCUUGAAGCAAAGCUGCAAGUUUUAAAGCAAACCUUGAAGAAAAAAUGGGUGGAGUUCAGAUCUCUGCAGUUACAGGAACAGCGUCUGCUUCAUGGUGACACAGGUAACUGCUCAAGUUUCGAAAACAUGGACAUAGAUGAGUCGGUUUUGUUUGGAAUUCUGCCGGGGUCGGGCUCAGCCCUCCUGGACCGGAAUCGACUAUCCAGUGAGAGCAGCUGUCUGAGCUCCAUGACCGUGGACAGCGAGGACGGCUACCAGAUGUGUGUGUCUGAGGACUCAAGCAAGGGAGGCUUCAGUCGACAGACAAGCACAGAUGAUGAGUGCUUUGUCCCCAAGGAUGGGGACGAUUUCCUGAAGAGGUCUGUUUCCAGGAGGGACCGAAGUUUUAGUUCGGCCAGCAGUGGGUCCAUGUCACCCUUGUGGGAGGGCAACUUCUCAAACAUGUUUGGGACCCUGCCCCGGAAAAACAGAAGGGGAAGUGUCCGGAAACAACUCUUAAAAUUCAUCCCUGGCCUUCACCGUGCAGUGGAAGAGGAAGAGAGUUGCUUUUGAUGGGUUGUCUUGACCUUUCAUAGUAGCUUAUUUCGUAAAUAUCUUUAGACUUGUUUAGACUAACUCUACUCAGCCUGGUGGGAAAUUGCAGAUGGAUUGCAAAACUGAAACACCAUACUAUGACAAUGUGACCUUUAUUUAAAUUUUUGUACCAUAAGUUUUGCUUCUUAAAUCUUUUUUUUUUUUUUUUAACCAGAAAAGCUCAGGUUAUAAACAGAAAGUAAGGGAAUUGAGUAAUAAAUUGAAAAAUAAUAACAAAUUAAUGGACAUUCCUGCUCAUUCUAAUGUUGCCUGGGAAGGCAAAGGUAAAUAUUUAUUUUCUAGAUUAUGUGGAAAAUUGAGAACUUUUCAGAGUCAAGGGUAAAUAAAAGAGUGAAGGAAUAUAAUUAUUUGGAUUACCUUCCAUAUGUUCAUUGUAGGUCAUAAAACUUUGUUUAAGAUCAGUAGCCUCCAGGGAGGCUUAACAAUAGGUGAUUUUGAAUGUUCCUGUUUACAUCUGUGAAGGAUCAUAAACCAGAGGAUCAUUAGCUUUUUUUCACAUCCACAUCAACAAUAAAGCAGGAGGUAUAAGAUACAAAAAGAGCAGGAAUUAUAAGAUUCAAUAUGAGGGUUUGGGAUCCAUGGGAACAUGUUGUCUAAGAUGGGUGCUGAGCAAGAUUAUGAUAAGGGCUUUUAGAUAGACAGCCUAGACAAAAUGGGUGAGAAUGUCAUUCUUACUCAAUUUAAUUUUUGUUCUGUCUAAACGUUGAUGGGGAGUCUAGAAUUCUCAAGAUCCUGCAUAUAGCUUUGUAUUUUUUUUUUUUUUUU